CUGGUUGGAAAGCUUCCCAUUUGAUCUCCUCACUGCUUCGUUCUUGCCUCUGAUCUCUCUCCUGUUGUCAGUGUAGAAGGUGCAAAGCUCCCUUCAGCUAGUAUGUGGUGGUGGCUGCUUGGUCUACUGAGCUGCGUGCUGCUGGCGGUGAUUGUCAUUUUCUUUUUGAUAGUGGGGCAACGCUACAAGUUAUUUAGUGAGUCGUGCCUGAGACCACCCGGACCCCUUGUCGCUGACAGCAAACUGAGGGAUGCCAGGCUGAAGAGAGGAUUUCGUGUGGACCGUGUUCCUGCUGAUCUGGACGCAGUGGUGAUUGGCAGUGGCAUAGGAGGUUUGACAGCAGCAGCACUUUUGUCCAAAGCUGGGAAGAAGGUUGUAGUUCUGGAACAGCAUGACCAAGCAGGAGGGUGCACACACACCUUCCAAAAUAAAGGAUUUGAGUUUGAUGUGGGUAUCCAUUACCUGGGUCAGCUUCAUGAGAACAGCUUGUUGAAGGUUGCUUUGGAUCAGAUCACAGAGGGACAGCUGCAGUUUGCAAGGCUGGAGCAGCACUUUGAUACAGUGAUCCUAGGUCAGCAUGACCAGUGCAGGGAGUACCAUGUCCAUGCAGGGAAGACUGAAAUGGCAGUCAGCCUGAAGAAUCAGUUUCCAGGAGAAGAAGAAGCCAUCGAUGAAUUAAUGAGACUGAUGAAGCUUGGUUCACAGAGGGCGCCACUUAUUGCCAUGUUGAAGAUCGUUCCGUACUGGUUGGUUAACUUUCUCAUUCGGACUGGCCUAUUACAUUGGAUAUCUUCAGUGUUUCGUCUUGCAACAACCAGCCAUUCAGAAUUAAUAUCCCGCCUCACACAGAGCAAGGAUUUGCAGGCACUUUCUGCAUACCUGUUCUAUGGCGUCCCUCCUAAAGACUCCAGCUUUCUCAUUAAUGCCCUCCUCCUUCACCACUACAAGCGUGGUGCAUACUAUCCACGUGGGGGCGCAAGUGAAUUUGCCUUUCACAUCAUCCCAGUCAUUCAGCAAGCAGGUGGUGCAGUCCUAGUCAGGGCUCCAGUGCAACGCAUCCUCCUCAACGAACAGGGGAAGGCGUAUGGUGUGGUGGUUCUUAAAGGACAGGAAGAGAUAGAGGUUCUUGCCCCUGUUGUAGUUUCAAAUGCUGGAAUCUUCAACACCUUCCAGAAGUUUCUACCUCACAAUAUACAGGAAAAACCAGAGAUCCAGUCAUUGUUGAGUAUGGUACAUCAUGGUAUGGGUUCCUUCUUGGUCUUUGUUGGUCUGGAUGGAACUAAAGAGGAGCUAGGGAUCGUUUCCAAUAACUUCUGGAUGUAUAAAGACAAUGACUUGGACUCACUCAUGGAACAGUAUUCAUCUCUAAGCAGAGAGCAGGUUUUGGGAAACAUUCCCAUGAUGUUUAUCACUUUUCCAUCUGCUAAAGAUCCCACAGCCAGUAUCAGACAUCCAGGUAAGUCCUGUAUGACUUUGUUAACCAUGGCACGCUAUGAAUGGUUUGAGGAAUGGGAGGGGACCAAGCUUGGGAAACGGGGACAGGACUACGUGGAUCUGAAGAACAGUAUGGCCCAAGAGCUGCUGGAAUGGGCACUAACCAUCUUCCCUCAUCUGCGAGACAAGGUAGUAAUGGUAGAUGCUGCAACCCCUCUAACAAAUGUCCACUAUUUGGGUGCUCCAAGAGGUGAGAUGUAUGGAGCUGAACACAACUUGGAGCGCUUCAAACCAGAAGCGAUUGCUAAGACACGACCACAGACUCCCAUCAGUGGUCUCUAUUUAACAGGUCAGGACGUAUUUUGCAAUGGCAUGGCUGGAGCUCUUCACGGUGGACUGCUUUGUGCGUCAGCUGUCCUCAAUCAGAUCCUCUACAUUGACCUUCUAGCCCUGAAGACCCGCCUCAAACGCAAUCAGAGCAGUUACAAAUUAACCUGGUAGCUGUGGUGGAGUCUGUGUUCUUCUCGAGUACAUAAAAUGUCACGUCUCUGAGAUAAGAUUUAAUGCUUUUUAUGAUAUAUAUCUUUGGAUGGUUUCCAGUCAUGCUGUAAGGUUAGCUGAAUUAAAAAAAAUACAAAUGUGUGAGUGAUGAAUACAAAUCUUCACUUCCACCACCAUAACUGUUUCUGCUGUAGCUGCUCUUAGAUUCUUUAAAAGUGAUAAAGAUAUUUUAAACCUGCUGCCAAAUGUCACCGUUAUUCACUUUUCAUUGAGCUUUCAUUUAAAGAAACACCUCACCAGUUGCAUGUAAGGUGCCUGCAAUAAACCAUUACUGUGAAACUUGUAAUAAACAAUUCACUUAUUAA
This is a messenger RNA of Oreochromis aureus, 2300 nucleotides long. RefSeq names its product all-trans-retinol 13,14-reductase-like. The record is from RefSeq and is a predicted model, not a curated record. The transcript is spliced from 12 exons. Bases 103 to 1935 code for a protein of 610 amino acids. Gene Ontology annotation, molecular function: oxidoreductase activity. NCBI's taxonomy places the organism in Eukaryota, Metazoa, Chordata, Actinopteri, Cichliformes, Cichlidae.